This is a messenger RNA of Hibiscus syriacus, 2303 nucleotides long. RefSeq lists its product as uncharacterized. The record is from RefSeq and is a predicted model, not a curated record. NCBI's taxonomy places the organism in Eukaryota, Viridiplantae, Streptophyta, Magnoliopsida, Malvales, Malvaceae. Bases 207 to 1937 code for a protein of 576 amino acids. The transcript is spliced from 2 exons. Gene Ontology annotation, molecular function: calmodulin binding.
AAGAAAAAAAAUCAAACAGUUGCUUGCACGAUCUUCAAGCAAAAAAGCAACCUUUUCGUGAGCUUCCAUACCAAAAGCUAAAACAAUUCUUUCAUUUCAUUUAUGUUCAGUUGCCUUACCUUUCUGCUUAAGCAGUCUGCAUUCCUCAGCCGUAAUAUAUAAAGGACUAUCUGUUUUCUUAGCUUUGAUUCACUUCUACAUAUUCGAUGGCCGGGGAGAGUUCACCAGUGGCACUAGAUAUUUCCGGGCCAGAUGAGGGAAGUUCGAGAAGAAAAUCCUUAGCUGGAGCAGAUUCAGUGAGCAUCAGAGAGAAAACACUUCCUCGUUAUCUGAGAGCUUCUACUGCUUCGUGUCAUGAUUUCUGCAAAUAUGGAAAGAAACAUGAAUCUGAAGAGAACUCUAAACAUCCCUUCCGGAAGAGGAAUACAAAAAAGCCAUCUGGUGACCCAAAUUUAUUCCGGAGCUUAGAUUUACAGCAGAGGAAGAAGACAACCGCAACUGAAUCCAAAUCUUUCCCCAAUUCCCGAUCUCAUACCCCUGAUAUGCCUGAGACCAUGGAGCUUCAGCUUUCCAACUGCUCUCCUGAUGGAAAUAAUUCUACGGUUCAUGGUGUUUUGUCGGAGAAAGAAAAGAUGUCAGCAGCAAAGCUUAAGCCCAAUCACUCACCCAAUUCCAAUAGUCGUCAUGAUGGGUCCGGUGUCCUCAACCUAGAAGUGUCAACAAAUUCGACAGGCAGCCAAACUUCUAAGAAACACAGAAUACUGUCAAAGGAAGAAAAGGCAUCAACGGCAAAACUCAGAUCUUCACCCAAUAUAAAAUCCAGCUCUUCCAAUGCCCCAAAAGCCAUGCAGAAGGGCGGAUCACCAUCUUCUAAGAAAGUAGAAGUCUCAUUGAAAGCUAAAGAGAAAAGCUUUUCUAAAUUGCAUGGCACUUCGAAGCUGAAAUCUCAAGCCAAAAUGCUUCCUUCCGUCCCAUCAGAAGGUUUAAGUGUUAAGAAGAGCAAUGGAGUUAGUGAUAUGAAGAUGGCAAAAAGGAAAAAUACCGCCAAAGUCUCUGUAAAGAAAGCAUUAUCAUCACCGAGAGCCUCAUUGUCUCCAAGAGCUUCUCUUGCUAGAGCUACGAGCCUAAAUGCAAGAAAGAACCUGAACCUAAAAGUGGUGCCUCUACAGAAGAAUCGGAACAAGGUUGAAAAGGCUGAAACUGAGCAACCUGUCGAUGAACUUGACGUAUGCAAUAAUGAUGCACUUGAAGAGAAAACCAUUUAUGUUAUCGAGACGGAGUUGGAAAAUAUAUUGUUGGAAUCUGAUAAAAAUGAAAAUUGUGCCGCUGAAUUGUCUCCACCCAUCAUUUCAUCACCCAAGUCAUCGACUCUGCCAAUGUCUCCACCUUUGUCAUCACAUGGCACUAGGGAUGAAGAUGAGUCUGAGUAUACGGAUGACUCUGACUCUGAAUAUUAUGAAGGUGAAACUGUAAAUACAGAAGAAGUUGAAAUUUUGGAAGGAGAAAAUGAAGGAAGGCCCAGAAAUUCUAGGAUGGUAAUCUCUGAUGGAAAGGAUUGUCAACCUGUGAAAUUAUCUUUUAGGAGAGGAAAGAUCGUUGAAAUUCAAUCCGAGAAUAAUGGUCCAAGGAGGCUUAAGUUCAGGAGAGGAAGAUUACUUGGGGGAAACCAAAAUGCUAAGGGUGAGCGGAGAACCCUUAGGACAAGAGAACAUGAUGGUUCCAUGAAUGACAACCAACCCGGUGGGGAAAAAGUUGUUUUGAGACACCAAGAUUUGCAGGGGAAGAAAGACGAAAAGGGUUUGUUUAACAACGUCAUCGAAGAAACUGCUAGUAAACUCGUUGAAACCCGGAAAAGUAAGGUUAAGGCCUUGGUUGGCGCCUUCGAAACCGUCAUCUCCCUCCAAGACAACAAACCUUCGGCAAACACUUCCACUUGAGCUGUGGGAUGAACCAUCUCUUAAAACAGUUGGUUUAUAGGAAAGUGGUUGGAGAAUAAACCAAAGUUUUCAAGAGGUAACUACAGGUUUACACAGAUGUGGAAGUUUAAAAGUAGAUUUUACCGUUGACUCGUACAAUCCCGGAUGCUGUUUCGAAUUCGAGAUCCCGUGUGUACUGAUAUUGUCAUGCUUCACACACAUACAGUCUUGCGAUGGGUACACUUGUUCGUUUUUUUUUUAACGAGGUUAUACUAUGAUCGAUGUUCCAUCAUGUGAAUAAAGCAAUAUACUCAUGACUUUGAAGUUACAUUUAGGAGAAAAUGAGAAUGUCUGGUAACUGCAAUUUACGUAUUUUUAAGUGGCAUA